Molecule: messenger RNA, 3749 nt
Organism: Malania oleifera
Lineage: Eukaryota; Viridiplantae; Streptophyta; Magnoliopsida; Santalales; Ximeniaceae
Product: FT-interacting protein 7-like
Exons: 3
Coding region: 513-3548 (1011 amino acids)
Source: RefSeq, a predicted model, not a curated record
GUAUUGAAACGAUUUCCUUAUUCUCAUUUUCACACCUCUCUCUCUCUCUCUCUCUCUCUCUCUUCUGCGAAACAUCGGAGAGAGGAAAGUGUUUCUGGGCUCCUUUCUUUGAAGCUCUGUAUUUGUUCCACUGACUGGUUUUGCAGUAUAUUUGAUCUGCAGCUCGCCAUAAGAGGCCACAGAGCUCCUCUUCAGCUCUUAAUUGGGUUCUGAAGCCACCACAUAUCAACGAGGCUGACUGCAAAUUUGUAUAAGAAGAUUUAAAACGGGCUUUGUAGACUUUAAAUGUCCUUUAGAGCUCUGCUCGGUUACUGAGAGAAGGAGGUUUGUAUUUGGUAUGAUUCUAACUUUUGCGAGAUUCCAAUUUUUUUUUCUUGUUAUUCACAGGAAAGGGAGGAAACUUGUAAAUUUUCAAAUUAAGGGAUUUUUUUUUUGAAAGGCAUAACUUUUCUUCUAUCACUUCCUGCAAGUAGGUGAUACAAUUUCCUUUUGCCAAUUCAACAAGAAAUCCCAUGAGCAAUCUAAAGCUAGGGGUGGAGGUUGUGAGUGCCCACAACCUUAUGCCCAAAGAUGGGCAGGGCUCAUCCAGUGCUUUUGUGGAGCUUGAAUUUGACCGUCAGAGAGUCCGUACGUCUACCAAGGAAAAGGAUCUCAACCCUGUUUGGAAUGAAAGGUUCUAUUUCAUUGUCUCUGAUCCAAACAACCUAUCUAACCUUUCUCUUGAUGCUUGUGUUUACCAUAAUAUAAAAAAUGCUCAAUCUCAGUCUUUCCUUGGGAAGGUUCGCCUCACUGCAACAUCAUUUGUUCCCCACCCUGAUGCUGUGGUUCUGCACUUCCCUUUAGAAAAACGAGGCAUCUUCUCACAUGUUAAGGGAGAGCUAGGUUUGAAAGUUUUUGUCACUGAUGACCCCUCCAUAAAAGCCUCAAACCCACUUCCGGCAAUGGAAUCCUCUCCUCACACAGAACCACGCUCAAACCAGGUGGAAGCACCCAUCCUACAGUUUUCAAAGUCAGUCUGGAAUCUGUUCUCUAAUGAUAAGGCCGAGUCAAGACACACAUUUCGUCAUCUUCCAAAACCUAGUCCUCAGAAGCAGCAGCAUCAUUCUUCUAACGUGGAAACAGAACCGGUGCAACCAGUGAGAUAUGUGGCUGACGAGAUGAGGUCUGAACUGCAGCCUCCAAAAAUGGUCCACAUGUACUCAGGUUCAUCAUUGCAGCCUGUUGACUAUGCACUUAAAGAGACAAGCCCUUUCCUUGGAGGGGGGCAAAUUGUUGGUGGCCGAGUUAUACGUGCAGACAGGCCUGCCAGCACGUAUGAUCUUGUCGAACAAAUGCAGUACCUCUUUGUACGAGUUGUGAGAGCCAGUGACCUCCCUUCAAAAGAUGCUACAGGGAGCCUUGAUCCAUAUGUUGAAGUAAGACUUGGGAACUACAAAGGAAUUACGAGGCACUUUGAGAAGAAGCAAAACCCUGAGUGGAAUGAGGUGUUUGCCUUCGCAAGAGACAGGAUACAGUCAUCUGUGCUGGAAGUUGUGGUUAAGGACAAGAAUAUGGUAAAAGAUGAUUUUGUUGGGAUUGUUCGGUUUGAUCUCAAUGAGGUUCCUACACGGGUACCACCAGAUAGUCCACUGGCUCCAGAAUGGUAUCGCCUUGAAGACAAGAAGGGGAAAAAAAAGAAAGGGGAACUAAUUCUUGCUGUCUGGAUUGGCACACAAGCUGAUGAGGCAUUCCCUGAUGCUUGGCAUUCAGAUGCAGUCAGUCCUGUUGAUGGCUUUGUCGCUGCCUCUGCACACAUCCGUUCGAAAGUUUACCAUUCUCCAAGAUUAUGGUAUGUCCGUGUUAAUGUUAUUGAGGCCCAAGACUUGGUUAUAGCCGAUAAGAAUCGCUUCCCUGAUGUGUAUGUUAGAGCACAGAUUGGUAGCCAGAUUUUAAAAACAAAACCAGUUCAAGCUCGGACUCUGCACCCACUCUGGAAUCAGGAUUUGAUGUUCGUUGCUGCUGAACCCUUUGAGGAGCAUCUGGUUCUUUCAGUUGAAGAUCGUGUGGGUCCUAACAAAGAUGAGACCAUUGGGAAGGUUAUUAUACCAUUGAAUUCUGUUGAGAAACGUGCCAAUGAUAAACUUGUACACAGCCGUUGGUUCAACCUUGAAAGUCCAUCUGCAAUUGAUAUGGAUCAGAUAAAAACGGACAAGUUUUCCAGUAGACUCCAUCUUCGAGUCUGUCUAGAUGGAGGGUAUCAUGUACUCGAUGAAUCCACACACUACAGUAGUGAUCUUCGCCCUACAGUGAAGCAGCUCUGGAAGCCAUCAAUAGGCAUUUUGGAACUGGGUAUUUUAAAUGCUGAUGGCCUUCACCCUAUGAAAACAAGGGAUGGAAAGGGUACAGCAGACACAUAUUGUGUAGCCAAGUAUGGUCACAAAUGGGUUCGUACCCGAACCAUAAUUAAUAGCCUGGGCCCUAAAUACAACGAGCAAUACACUUGGGAAGUUUAUGAUCCUGCUACAGUUCUUACUGUAGGUGUGUUCGAAAGUAGUGAAAUUGGUGAAAAGGAUUCAAAUGGCAACAGAGACAAGAAAAUAGGGAAAGUUCGGAUUCGAAUCUCUUCUCUCGAAACUGGCCGUGUUUAUACGCACUCGUACCCAUUGCUAGUCCUUCAUCCAUCAGGUGUCAAGAAGAUGGGUGAGUUGCAUCUUGCAAUCCGGUUUUCUUGCACAUCCAUGGCAAAUAUGAUGUUCAUAUAUUCGCAACCCCUUUUGCCAAAAAUGCACUACAUAAGGCCGUUACCAGUAACGCAGCAGGAGAUGUUGCGCCACCAGGCUGUCAAUAUAGUGGCUGCCCGACUUAGCCGGGCAGAACCCCCUUUGAAGAAGGAGGUUGUUGAAUACAUGUCUGAUGUGGACUCUCAUCUUUGGAGCAUGAGGCGCAGCAAGGCAAACUUCUUCCGCAUAAUCUCUCUUCUUUCAGGAUUAUUUUCUGUAGGGAAAUGGUUUGGGGAAGUUUGCAUGUGGAAGAAUCCUGUCACCACGGUGUUAGUGCAUGUCCUUUUUUCGAUGCUCAUCUGUUUUCCAGAACUGAUUCUGCCAACAGUGUUUCUGUACAUGUUUCUAAUAGGGGUUUGGAAUUUUCGCUAUCGACCAAGGUACCCACCUCACAUGAACACAGUCAUAUCCUAUGCUGACAGAGUUCACCCUGAUGAGCUGGACGAGGAGUUCGACACAUUCCCAACCCGGCAGAACCCAGAGCUGGUUCGGAUGAGGUAUGAUCGGUUGAGGAGUGUGGCAGGAAGGAUUCAGACUGUGGUGGGUGAUGUCGCUACCCAAGGGGAGCGAGUUCAGGCACUGCUAAGCUGGCGUGACCCACGCGCCACUGUCAUUUUUGUGACAUUCUGUCUUGUGGCUGCAAUUUUCUUGUAUGUCACACCUUUCCAGGGGCUGGCCUUUUUGAGUGGGUUUUACGUAAUGAGGCAUCCCCGGUUUCGCCAUAGGAUGCCAUCAGCACCAAUCAAUUUCUUCCGCCGUCUUCCAGCCAGGACUGAUAGUAUGUUGUAAAUAUGGUUGUUGGUUUAGGAUGGUAAAGCUUCUGCUUCUUUGUGUCAUAUGCUAGUUUUAGUAUUUUAUUUGCUGCUGGGUGUAUUUCUUUUGGUGAAUUUUGUAUUCUUGUGUGAACACAUGAUGUAUCAUGCCCAUAGUUGUGAUCUAUUGAUUUAUGAAAUUGGUGUUCAGUAGCCAGAGGAGACAAAAUUCAGAAUA